ACUGUCAAGUAAAUAACCUCAAAACCUCAUAAUUUUCUUGUUUUUCAGAUUUUCUAUAAUUUUGAAAUAAAUUGCUUGAAAACCACAUUUCCUAUAGUGUAUUGUAAAUAAAAAAUGUUGGAAGGCUGGUACUGCCGAUCUAUCGCUAAUGAGGCAGCAGCUGCAGAGGAAGAGGAGCGAGUGAUGGAGGAAUCCAAAUUUAAAAAAGAGUACAAGUAUUUGAAGAGGAAGUUUCAAAAUUUGGUUUAUGAGAAUGAGGCAUUUCAACAAGCUCUUAGAACUGCUCAAAAACGAUUGUUAAUUGUUACCAGGGAUCGUACCUUUUUAUUGGAUAGAUUACUUAUGCAUGAAAAAGUGGAUCACAGUACAUCUGAAUCUGAAGAUACUGAAUCAUCAGAUGAUGGAGAAAUUGCCAAAUCAGAACCUCUACGAAGAAGGAGAGAUGUAAGUUCCCAUGCUAAUACUCACCAUAUUCAAUCAGGAAAGGGAACUUCAAUGGUAAAGAAAAAAAGACCAACUGCACCAAGACUUCCCAAACAAGUUCCUCAUUCUGUGCAACUGCAGAUGCCAUCUUCAGGAAUUGUUCUGUCAGAUGGUCACAUGACACCUGAAGAAGUUGAGAGGCACUUACAAUCUCAGAGCUUCAUGGAAUUUGUUCCAGAACGAGCACCUCCCACUGUGCCAACUGAAAUGUUCAGUAAUGAACCAUCCUUAGAUAGUGAAUCAAAUGAUGUAGGAGAACUAGAAACAUCUCCAAGUAACAUUGGAGAAGAAUUGAGUAUUGAUAUGAUACAGGAGUAACAAUUUCCAAUAUUUUGUGAUUCCUUGUAUUGUAUAUACCCCUUUUACUUCUGAGUCUAUAAAGUUUUGAAUGUUUAUAAUAAGGCAUCAUUUCUGUCAUUGGGUUACUAGCAGAGAAGAGAGAAUACUAGAUAUAAAAUCAAAAAUGGCUUAAUUUUUUCUAAUUUAUUGUAUAUGGAUGUGAUCACUAUAAAAUAAUUUUAUUUCAGCUUCUAGUAAUUGAAAAAACAGUGAAAAACUUGAGUGAGUAAUCAUUAAUAUUUUCAAAUGAAAUGAUAAUUGAAAGGGGACAAUUCUCAUCAUUAAUGCUUCCUUUAUCAUCAUAUUGAAAUUUCAAGAACAGAACAUGGUGAUGAAAAACAUAAUUGACCCAAUGAUGAUGGUAUAGUAGAAGUAAUAGUACCUUAAUCAAGGUAUGUAAUAGUUAUUUGUUUUACCAGGCAGGAAAUCACAAGAUGUUAUGUUCUGGCUUUUCAGAGCCAAGGCAUAGUUCAGGCUCUGGCUAGGAAACCAGCCAAUAAAGAUGAAUAUGAAACAAACAACUACUUACUAUAUGCACAUCUUAUCUUUCCCCAUCACAUCAAUUAUUCCAGA
Messenger RNA from Phaedon cochleariae (mustard beetle), 1395 nucleotides. The record is from the annotation of a GenBank genome assembly. NCBI's taxonomy places the organism in Eukaryota, Metazoa, Arthropoda, Insecta, Coleoptera, Chrysomelidae.